Messenger RNA from Penicillium waksmanii, 399 nucleotides. RefSeq lists its product as uncharacterized. The record is from RefSeq and is a predicted model, not a curated record. Lineage: Eukaryota; Fungi; Ascomycota; Eurotiomycetes; Eurotiales; Aspergillaceae. The coding region runs from base 1 to 399 and encodes 132 amino acids. The transcript has a single exon.
AUGAUUUUGCUCGGGCCUUCGGAAUCGUGGCCGUUGGCCAAAUCAGAUCUGGCAGAGCUUUCUACGUUUGCGCUUCCUCUCACUCCCGAAGCACUCUCACCAGAAGGUAGCGCUUCCAGCUGUCCAGGUUUGGCCCCUUCUGUUCGAGGUCCCCAGGAUACCACAUGUCUGGCUGCUAGCGGUCCGUUUGAAAUGUCCGCUGUGACCUUUCCGACCAUUCGGAUGGUCAACAAGGCAGCUUACCCCGAUGCAGCUAGUGUCAAGGCCAAGGUGUCGAUGGUGACCCAAAUAGAGAACUCGGAUGAAGAGACACUUCUUCGCUCAGUACAUCCUUCGUUGAGAGACUGUCCCCAUGUUGCAGUCAUCGAGCUGCUCCUCUGGAUCGGCCUGUCUGGAUAA